Drosophila sechellia is the source of this 904-nucleotide messenger RNA. RefSeq names its product Osiris 21 (gene Osi21). Bases 1 to 855 code for a protein of 284 amino acids. The transcript has 2 exons. Gene Ontology annotation, cellular component: membrane. The record is from RefSeq and is a predicted model, not a curated record. Lineage: Eukaryota; Metazoa; Arthropoda; Insecta; Diptera; Drosophilidae.
AUGAAGCGUCUCGAGUGGCUGCUGCUCCUGGCGUUGGUAGCCUCCGUCUCAACGGCAGUGACUCCCAGGAGGAGGCGACACAGCGCGGUGGAGUCCGCAACUGCCUCCAAUCCCGGUGAUUGGGGAUCAGCCUGGGGCUUUGGUCCCGAGAUGGCACUCGUGAGGAGGGUGUACGACGAUUGCCAAGACAAGAACGACUUCAUUGGCUGCCUGAAACAGAAAGCCCUUCAUGCUCUUACUCGAGCUCUGGACCAGGACUCUAUCAAGAUAGUGAAUGGUCUGGCGCUGGAGAAGCAAAACCAGAGCGAAACGGAGAGCAUAUUGGGCUCCCUGACGGAUGCCCGUCAAUUUGGCAACCUGUCACCCAUCGAUCGAGCCCUUCUCUCCAAGGCGGACAAGCUGAUGCGGACGCACACGCUCAAAAUCGACAUGGACGGGGGCGGCGCAGAGGAUAGUGUGGGUCGUGGCCACGAGCAUGGGCACAAGAAAAAGAAGCACAAGGAGGGAGGCCACAUCAAGUACGUGGUGGCUGCCCUCCUCACCGCCAUGGGCAUCGCUGGUCCAUUGGGUCUGAAGGCUCUGGCCGCGAUCGCCGGCAAGGCUCUGGUCAUCAGCAAGGUGGCCCUGACCAUUGCCGGGAUUAUUGCGCUCAAGAAGCUCUUCUCACACGACCACAGCGAGGAGACCAGUUUCCAGGUGCACGCCGGUGAACAUAACAGACGCAACACUUACGUGAUCCGGCCGGUGUCCAAGACGAGUGCUGGGGCAGGAGCCGGUGGCGUGGGCGUGACCGCCGCCGGUGGCAGCUCCUCGGUGGAUCCGUAUCGCUACUACUACGAAUACCACCAGCAGUAACGCGUGUGCGCGCAGUGGCGAUAGUGGUGUCUGGAGAAAUCUCCGCCGU